AUCGAGUAUAUAUGUAGAUCACAACAAAACUCUCUUAUACAAAAAGAUGUCUGCUGCUGCUACUGCCAGUAGGCUUCUUCACUCUCUUCAUCUUCUCUUCAUCUUCUUCAUCCUCCUAAACCCAUUUCAAUCUUCCCAUGCGGCGGAGGAAACAAUGGUGCCGUUGAUGGAGCCCGGAAAACGAGAGAUGAUGGAAUUUGUAUUACACGACAGUCGCCGGAAGCUCAACGGCUUCAAGAUUUGUGCGCUUUGCACUUGUUGUAACUCCGGCGGUGGUGGCGGUGGCGGCGGCGGUGGUGGUGGUAAAUAUUGCUUACCUUCUCCUUGUUGCUAUGCAAUCAACUGCAACAUCCCAAAUCGCCCUUUUGGAUUCUGCUCAUUUACUCCAAAAACAUGUAACUGCUUUGGAUGCCAUCUUUGA
This is a messenger RNA of Lactuca saligna, 421 nucleotides long. The record is from the annotation of a GenBank genome assembly. NCBI's taxonomy places the organism in Eukaryota, Viridiplantae, Streptophyta, Magnoliopsida, Asterales, Asteraceae.